UUGGAUUAUUAGGAGUAUUUUGUUUAGUGUUGACUUCUCGUGCAUAUUAACCUUUGGAUUAUUAGGAUUAUUUUGUUAUUGUGCGCGAGAAGUCAAAAAUAAAUAAAAUCCUCCUAUUCCUAAUAAUACAAAGGACAAUUUGGUAACUAAUAUGCACACCCUGAUUAUAUAAAUAUACCCCCAAAUCCCAAGCAAGUACCCACAAAUACAAUCCUCAAGUACUCUCUCCUCUUUGAGAAUUGAAUUCUCUUCCAUUUUCCUGAGAAAAAUCCGAAAAUGUCUCAGCAACUCAUCGAAAGCCACCGUGAAAAUGCGGAAGUGUACACAGAUCCAGUAGUCUGCAAGCAAAAAACCCUCCAACUUUUAAAGGAAAUCAACAUGCCGAAUGGCCUUCUCCCUCUAGAAGACAUCUUUGAAGUUGGCCGGAACGUGGAAACCGGGUUCGUUUGGCUGAAGCAGAAGAAGGCGAAAGAGCACAAGUUUAAGAAGAUUGGGAAGCUUGUAUGGUACGACACUGAAGUGACGGCGUUUGUGGAGGAUCGAAGGAUGAAGAAGGUAACUGGUGUCAAGAGUAAGGAGAUACUUAUCUGGGUUGCGCUUACGGAUAUCUCGAUAACUGACCCGGAGGGUAAGAAAAUUACCUUUGGUACCCCUACUGGAAUUUCUAGGUCUUUUCCUGUUUCUGCUUUUGAGGAGGAGGAAGAGAAGGAAGAAGAGAAGAAGUGAAGGGGGGAAGGAGUGAAGGUGAAGGGGUAUUUUGGGAAUUAAUAAUUUUCGAAUAUGUGUUUUUUAUUUUUACUAUUUUACUACCACCGUUUCUUUCUUGUCUAUUUUAUCCUAUCCUAUGUAGCCGGAAGUUAAAUGUGAAAGUGGGACUAUAAUUUUAUACUGGAA
Capsicum annuum is the source of this 894-nucleotide messenger RNA. RefSeq lists its product as uncharacterized. NCBI's taxonomy places the organism in Eukaryota, Viridiplantae, Streptophyta, Magnoliopsida, Solanales, Solanaceae. The transcript has a single exon. Bases 277 to 726 code for a protein of 149 amino acids. The record is from RefSeq and is a predicted model, not a curated record.